AUGGAGCAUAACGCUUUGGUCAUGGAUUUGUUGGGUCCGUCGCUGGAGGACUACUUCCGGGCCAUGGACCGCAAGUGGUCGCUAAAGACUGUGUGCCUCGUGGCCAUACAGGUCCUUGAGAGGAUUGAGUACGUGCAUUCCAAAGGGUACGUGUACAGUGAUAUUAAACCGGAGAAUUUUCUGACCGGUUUGGCGGAGGAGCAUCUCGAUAAUACGGUGUAUUUGAUUGAUUUUGGACUGGCGCAGCAGUUCAAGGACAAGGAUACCGGAAAGUAUUGCUAUGAUGAGAAUCUCAAGACGCAUCCCAUCGGCACAAUGCGGUACAUGAGCGUGCGCUCCCACGAAGGCCGCUCCCAGUCCUACCGCGACGACCUUGAGUCCAUCGGCUACCUGAUCAUCUACUUCCUCCGCGGACGGUUGCCCUGGCAGGGCAUGGGCAUCAAAGACCGUCAGAAGAAAGUUAAAGCCGUCGGUCUGCGCAAGAAGACCAUCCCACUGGACGAGCUGUGCGCGAACUGUCCGCCCCAACUGCAGGACUAUAUCAAGUACGUCCGCAGUAUCCAGUUCUACGCGGAGCCCAAGUAUGAGCGGCUGCGCGGAUUCUUCGCCGCCGUCAUGCAGGCCAACGGCUGGGUGGACGACGGCCAGCUGGACUGGAUGGGGAAGAACUUCGAUUUCAGUAAGAAUAAGAAGUCGGACAGUGGGUUCGGGCGGCCGGGAUCCGGGGAGGAGGGCGAAGCGGAAGGUACGGAAGGGGAAACAGCGGAGAAGCGGAAGAGUGUGGCGGUUAAACCCAGGCGGCCGCCCACGCCGGCGGUCACGGAGGAGGGCGAGGAACGGCCGGUGGUGCGGAAGCAGGGGAUCGUUGCCGGCAAGGGUGGGCAUGGAUCCCACAGUGGAUCCCUUGUUGGCGUUUUCUGAACAGGAAAAUAAAAGGAAGCUGGCGGCCGCGGCGAUUAAGAAACCGGAAGCGUCGACGCACGAUGAUGACUAUUUCGGUGGACGGGGGGAACGGGAGAGGAUAGCGCCUCGGCGGCAGCGGGAAGAGCAUAGUAGCUGUUAUUGUUGCUGACGAUGCAUGGAUGACUGGGCGAAAUGAAGCUAUUGUUGGAAACAGCAAGUAGGCACUUCGAAAUGUGGAUGAUGUUUGCCCGUGGAGAGUACGCUGGAGGGGAUUUAUGCCAGACUGUCGGCGAUUGCAACGGAUGAUUUCGAUUGCGCAGUUUUCUCUUAGCGCGGCAUUAUAAACUGCCAGUUUCUAUUGCUCGUGCUGCUUCAAUUUACGCAAACCAUCGCCAUUCCGUUGCAUGUGUUGUGCCGGCUGGACUAUAUUCAGUUUUCUUUUUGUGUCGGGUGAAUUUUUGUUUAACGUUUCUUUAUUUUGAGUGAUCUGCACAUUUCAUUAAGAAAACGUAAGUGUUCAAACCGGUAUCUGACAAUACUACCGUAUUUGGUACAGCGUUAAAAAUGUGGGACUGGUACGGUGGUACCUAUUUAUUGUUCCUGCGAACAGAGUAUGCGGUUUGUAUAAGACGUUAAUA
This is a messenger RNA of Paramacrobiotus metropolitanus, 1541 nucleotides long. Its product is annotated as casein kinase I-like. NCBI's taxonomy places the organism in Eukaryota, Metazoa, Tardigrada, Eutardigrada, Parachela, Macrobiotidae. Gene Ontology annotation, biological process: signal transduction; endocytosis; peptidyl-serine phosphorylation. Gene Ontology annotation, molecular function: ATP binding; protein serine/threonine kinase activity. Gene Ontology annotation, cellular component: nucleus; cytoplasm. The coding region runs from base 1 to 921 and encodes 306 amino acids. The transcript has 3 exons. The record is from RefSeq and is a predicted model, not a curated record.